AGGUGCGUACGUGCAGUACGGUGGAACGUGGAACACGCGCGUUAUUCGUUCGCUCCAAAAAGAAACCGAAAGAGCGACGUAACGAUGAUGCGCAACGAUAUCACGAUUGUGUUGUGCGUGUUGUUGUUGUUCGUCACAACAGGUAGUAAAGCGAUACGCUGUUACCAGUGCAGCUCCGACACUGAUCCAGACAAGGAAGACCUUUGUGGAGCCUACACAAAAUUCGACAAAGAGAGGAAUGUACCUAUCGAGUGUAACAGCGAGGAAUCACAUAUGCCUGGCACAUUUUGUGUCAAGUACACUGAGCAGAGCCCACGUGGUUUCAUUUGGGAUGGUAGGUGGCGACAGGUGAUUCGACGAUGCGGUUCUAUCUCCAGUACCGGGGUCACAGGGGUCUGUAACUGGGGUGUUCAUGAGAACGGCGUUUACUGGCAAGAAUGUUUCUGCUCUGAGGAUGCCUGCAACGCAGCAUCCAAUCUGAUGUCCCUUACCACGCUGUUCCUCACGGCAUGUUGUGCCAUCGUUACGCUAUCUUGUUUCAAGUGAAAAAAAAGUUUACUAAUUUUUUAAGUAUUUUCGAAAUAUGAAAACGGUAAGAUAAAUAUUGGACCAAAAAGGAUCAAUAUUAGAGCUUUUGUUAUAGGAAAUGAGAAGCUUAGAUUAACAUGCGCGCAUAAAGAAUGGCACAGAUGUUUUUUUAAAGAA
Mycetomoellerius zeteki is the source of this 705-nucleotide messenger RNA. RefSeq lists its product as uncharacterized. The transcript is spliced from 3 exons. NCBI's taxonomy places the organism in Eukaryota, Metazoa, Arthropoda, Insecta, Hymenoptera, Formicidae. Gene Ontology annotation, biological process: sleep; regulation of synaptic transmission, cholinergic; positive regulation of voltage-gated potassium channel activity. The coding region runs from base 85 to 546 and encodes 153 amino acids. The record is from RefSeq and is a predicted model, not a curated record.